Daldinia vernicosa is the source of this 306-nucleotide messenger RNA. RefSeq lists its product as uncharacterized. The transcript has a single exon. Lineage: Eukaryota; Fungi; Ascomycota; Sordariomycetes; Xylariales; Hypoxylaceae. The coding region runs from base 1 to 306 and encodes 101 amino acids. The record is from RefSeq and is a predicted model, not a curated record.
AUGGCACGGAGGUUCGUCUUCGGCAAUGCUACUCUACGAAUGGGACUUUUGUCACCCUGGUUUGCGGCACAUAAACAUGGGGCCCGAGAGCCACUCCCACUCCCACUCCCACCACCAUCCAUCCAUCCCAUCACCCAAUGCUUUGACCUGCAGCCGGGUAUCUCGCCUCGUUUCGCCGAAUGGCACGACCAAACAUACCCACGAUUCGGUUCAGAUUUCAUUAUUCUCGGCCUAGCGACGCUUUUGGCAAUCUGCCAUGGCGUGCUGUGGCAUGGCUUUGGCUUUGGGCUUCGCGAAGCCUUCUAG